AUGGGGUUGCAGGUCCAAACGAGCGGACGAAACGAUAGCUACAAGUCACCAUCAGAUUCGAUGGACAACGACCUUCCCCUAGGCAGCAUAUAUGCACAUACCGGGGCAGCAGACCGAGUCCAUGGUGCGGAUGUCGCCAUCACCUUCGGGCCGAUCCUUAAGGCUGAGCCAUAG
Messenger RNA from Colletotrichum lupini, 174 nucleotides. RefSeq lists its product as uncharacterized. The transcript is spliced from 3 exons. The record is from RefSeq and is a predicted model, not a curated record. The coding region runs from base 1 to 174 and encodes 57 amino acids. NCBI's taxonomy places the organism in Eukaryota, Fungi, Ascomycota, Sordariomycetes, Glomerellales, Glomerellaceae.